GUUUGCAUGCGCUCAUCAAAAUCAAGUGUAGCUAUUUAGGGAAGCAAAGACCCUAGUCUAGGCCUGGAAAUGAGAUUCUCUUCUUUUUUGGCCUCCCCUUCUCUGGUUCUGAAAUCAAGUUUUCCUGGUCUCAUUACUAGGAAUUCUUCCUCUUCUUAUCACUACGCAGUACCCACAGCAAACCAGGAUAAUUGUAUAAGCCCCUUGGCUAUUUAAUGUUGCUCUGAACUCAACAGGUAUCUUGCAAGAAUAAACAAAUCCAUUGUGGACUGCAAGUCACUUGCUUUCAGGCUAGGGAGAAAAUGCAGCCUUAAGUCAAAAGGGCAUUUUCCCUCUCAGCUAGGAGAGCCCUGUCAAGAUAGGCUGCUGGUGUUCACAUCUCCCUCGCAGCGAACCCCAAAGCCGCCCUGGGAGGAGAACCCGGUGACCAAGAGGACCGACUCAGAGGCCGAGCGCGCUCAGGGCUCGGAAUGGGUCUGCAGGAAGUCGUCCCGAAAGAGCUGCCUGGACACGUGCGUGACACUCACCUGUUCACACUCUCCAGGCCAGGAGAGCUACGGUCCUCUGCAAGUUCGGAAUGGGUCCCCCAAGAUCGCGAAGCCCUCCCACACUGCGCAGCCCAGGCUUCAGGUUGCGUUUGCGAGUUGCUGGGCUGCGGUCGUGGGUGGGACUCGCCGCAGAAGCAAGUGCCAGUGGCCCGGCGGGGGUCUCCUCACUCGCGCUCGCUCCGACUAGCGGCGGAGGGACUGCGGCAGGACGCGAGCUGAGCCCGGCCAAGGCCGCUGCGCUCAGCGGCCAGGAUGCUGCAGUGCGGCGCUUCGGCGCCCCCUACUGGGGGCAGGGGCAGGCUCCUCCCGCCGCGCUGCCUCCCAGGCUUGCGAGCUUGGGUCUUUAACGUGCUGCACCCAAGACGGGCUUCCCUUUUUCACUGGUUAUUUCCAAGCCUCCAGGCUCCCACCGAAGGGCGGCUUUCCUCGGUCAAAACCUUGCCUAAGAAAGCAUCACUACGUGGUGUUUUCUAUUCCUUAUUUCAAAUGAUCCUCGCAAUAUCUCUUUGAAGUAUCUUUAAUUAUCUCCAUGAUACCCAAGAGGAAACUGAAGGAGAAGGUAACGCAAGGCUAGUAAAUGGCUGGAAUGAAAUCCAGACUGGAUUGGGAACUGAGAGAUGCUAGGAAAAACAAACAAGGAAUUCAAUUGAAAUUCUAUUCAUAUAUUUGAGAAAGUUCCAAAAGCUUCUCGUCCUCCUUACAGGAUCAGCAUUUAUAGGAUUUGCAUUGGAGUCAUACUCCAUUAUGCUCAGACCCUAACAAA
Molecule: messenger RNA, 1311 nt
Organism: Homo sapiens (human)
Lineage: Eukaryota; Metazoa; Chordata; Mammalia; Primates; Hominidae
Exons: 1
Coding region: 578-895 (105 amino acids)
Source: RefSeq, a predicted model, not a curated record